CUUAUGUCUGUGUUCCUGUAUAAGUGAGAGGUCUUCCGGUACAUGAGGAGAGAAGACAAACCUACAAAUACGCAGAUUAAUUUAUUUACCAACUAGUUAAGAGUACAGCUGAAACGAACCUCAUCUAAUUCAAGUGCUUUUUCCAGUGAUUUGACAUGGCCGAGCAACGCAGCCCGGUAUCCGCGUCUGUACCCCACAGUCCGAUGGUGUUGCCCACCCCGGAGGGCUCGACCCUUGAGAUGGACCCGGUGGAGUACACCCUCCGCAAGCGUCUGCCCCGCAAACUGCCCAAACGACGGAACGACGUCUACGUCAACAUGAAAACAGACUUCAAGGCCCAGCUGGCGAGGUGUCAGAAACUUCUGGACGCUAACAGGGAAAUCUGCAUCCAUGGUCUGGGACUGGCUAUCAACCGGGCCAUUAACAUUGCCCUGCAGCUCCAGACGUCCAGCCAGGGUGCGCUGCAGCUGGCAGCCAACACAUCCACCGUGGAGCUCAUAGAUGAUCUGGAGCCCGAGGAUCCGGACGAGGCGGGAGAGCCGCUUACACGCACCCGUAAUAACUCCGCAAUCCACAUCAAGGUGUUUUAUCCCAACCCAUAGAGCCAUUAUCAGUAUUAGCAUAAUAAAUGACAACUUCAAAGACUUCAUAAACAUUCAUGUAAAGUUCGUGGUGUGUAUGAGUUGUUUAAAGGCGAUGCCCGUUUUAUUUUGUAUGACUUCUGUUCUGGUUCAGCCUGAAGCUAAAACUCUGAAGUCUUGCACUGGCUUUGCUUAUUUAUUAAUUAAUUGCUGUGGUGUUCUUGAAUGUUUUGCAUUUGAAAAACAAGAAGUAGAAAGGAAAUUUGCCAUGUAUGUUUUUCCAUGUUCAGAAACCGAAAUCUGUAAUUGUUUUCUUGUGUACAGUAAACUCAUAACCAAAAGAUCAUGCAGCAGUUGUGAAUUAAAGCUCAGUUUAAUGGAGAGUUAAAAUACAUUGUUAGACCUACCUGCUGUUUUUUCCUCUUCUUGUAUUUAUAGUUACAGCAUAUGUUAAGGAUAAUUACAUUUAUGUAUGUUAUUUCAUAGUAAUAAUAAUAGUAAAUGCUUUAAUAAACAUUAUAUGAUUAUAAAUAACAAUAAUAUAAUUUAAAAAUAAAAAAUAAUACCUCAAAUAAAUACUAGGAUAAUAAUGACAGAUUGACAAGGGUCUGCUUUCACCUGCUAAACUGCAUAUCGCUAAUCUCAAGUCUGUGGCUAUAACAUGGGGCACAAAUGUCAUCAUAAUUGCAAUUUAUAUUACUUAAUGUGUGGUAAAUGGAGAUGGCAUGUUAGCAAGGUUGGGAUGUACAACUAAGCAUAAUUAUUACUCAAAGAUGAUCUUGGUUUGCCAGAGGGUUUAUGUCUGAUGGCUGAUCAGUCAUAGAUCAGAUCUUUUUUCAAUAAGUAAACUGGAUCAAAAUGUUUGUCUAGCCGUUUAUGACCAAACUAAAAGAACAGACAUAUUGGUGGCAAGUAUGGUGAAAAGGAAUGACACAAAAGAUUGUUAAAAAAUAUUUAGUGGUGUGACUAAAUUCCUUCAGUGGAAACGUGACAAAAAUGCAGUACUUAUUUUAUAAUCCAGUUCAUUCUUGGGCAUACUGUAUGCGUAGUUCAAAAAAAAAAUACUUGUUUUCAAAUCUAAUUCUUCAAAAAUUCACAUUGGAAACACAUGUAUUUACAGAAUUGCGAGCAGUGUAUUGACAUUCUCAGCAGAGAUGCUUCAUAAGACAAAAAUAAAAACUUCCUGUCUCCUUGUU
This is a messenger RNA of Carassius carassius (crucian carp), 1777 nucleotides long. Its product is annotated as ribonuclease P protein subunit p20-like. NCBI's taxonomy places the organism in Eukaryota, Metazoa, Chordata, Actinopteri, Cypriniformes, Cyprinidae. Gene Ontology annotation, cellular component: nucleus; ribonuclease MRP complex; nucleolar ribonuclease P complex. The record is from RefSeq and is a predicted model, not a curated record. Bases 156 to 602 code for a protein of 148 amino acids. The transcript is spliced from 2 exons. Gene Ontology annotation, biological process: tRNA 5'-leader removal. Gene Ontology annotation, molecular function: nucleic acid binding.